AUGGGCCCCUGUACCGCCUCCUCAUGCUGCUGCCAGGCCCGUAAUCUGCCAUGGGCCCCCGUACCGACUCCUCAUGCUGCUGCUGCCAGGCCCGUAAUCUGUCAUGGGCCCCUGUACCGCCUCCUCAUGCUGCUGCCAGGUCCAGAGUGUGUCAUGGGUCCCUGUACGGCCUCCCAUUGCUGCUGUCUCCAUCGCCACACUCUGCCAUGUGCCACUUUCAGGUCUCCUCACACUGCUGGUGGGUUCCAUUUUGUCAUAGGGUGCUGUAUGGCCUCCCAUUGCUGCUGCCUCCACCGCCACACUGUGGCUCCACACUCUGGUUUUGGCCCCGUGACUGCCCAAAUGAGUGAAGUGUGCGGUGAUUCUAAGAUCGACGGCACUCAUCUGCAUGUCAUACUGACUGACAGUAUUAUUUCUCUUCCCCAGCAGACUCCAAGGGCAUUUAAAUUAAAGGUACAGUGUUCUGCACUAAUAUAA
This is a messenger RNA of Staurois parvus, 477 nucleotides long. The record is from the annotation of a GenBank genome assembly. NCBI's taxonomy places the organism in Eukaryota, Metazoa, Chordata, Amphibia, Anura, Ranidae.